UUCUUUCUUUUGCUCCCUUCUCUUUCUGCCAAUCUUCUUCUGUCUUAAAAAAAAAAAAUUAAGCAAAAUUUGUUGGGAUUUCUUUCUUUUGCUCUCUUCUCUUUCUGCCAAUCUUCUUCUGUCUUACUGCUCAAGGCUGAACCUUUCAACUUUCUGGGAAAACUCCCUUUAUUUCUCUUAUUCUUUUUAUAUGUAUAUAUAUAUAGUUUAAAAUAUAUAUAAAGAAAACUGUUUGAAGCAUCCUAAGCAAGAACUUUGCAUUCUGCUGCUAUUACAUUCAUGUGCGAGAAGUGUUUGCUCUCAGAGUCCAAGGUUUACUUUCAUACAGAGAUGUUCAAAAUCACAUUUUCUUCAACCUUAUCAUUUCUUAAUACAUUCUGAUUCAAAGAAUUUAAUUUUGAUCCCCAACUCAAAGAAGAGCAAUUCCCAAGCAUCUACUGAUCAUCUAUCUCUGCCAAGAGUGCCUGCUUAGAUUAUUUUGGCAUUCAGUUAAAUUGGGAAUUAGGAGUCAAUAACAUUUGGAGUUCCAAACUUUCUUCAUGUUCAAUUUGCAUGUCAUUCACCAUUAAAAUGUAAAGUUGGCAAUCCAGUUAUUCUCUAAAAAUGGAAAUCAAGGAAGCAGAAAGAGUAGUUAUAGCCAAACCAGUAGCUUCCAGGCCUACUUGCUCCAAUUUUAGGUCUUUCUCAGAGCUCCUUGCAGGUACCCUUAAUGUUUCACCCCCUAAGGCAUGUUCAGAAAGCAUAGUUGCCGCUAUUAGACCAAGGACAGUGAGGUUCAAGCCAAUGGUGAAUCGUGCUCCAGCUUCAUUGGUUUCUUCCAAGGCUGAUCUCUCUGGAAAAGCACCAUGCAAUUCAUAUGAUACAAUUUCAGAAUCAGAUAGUAAGCCUACUGUCAUAUAUAAACCGCAGGCCAAGCUUGUAUCGAAGGCAACUGUUUCUCUAUUGGCAAAUAUGGGAAAUUUUAACGCUGGCCAUCAACAACAAACUCUACCAUUGGUUGUGGCUCAAAUUCAACAUCCAAGCGAAGAUAAACACAACUUUACAUCUCAGAUUAUCUCAAAUGUUCACCAGAACAUUCCAUCUCAAGCGCAAACAGAUCAGACAACUGAACCCUCAAGGCUUGCUUCUGAGAACCAGGAGGAGGAUCAGAAAACCUUAUCUGCUGCAUAUAAUAGAGAUCGACCUUCAUAUGAUGGUUAUAAUUGGAGAAAAUAUGGGCAAAAGCAAGUGAAGGGAAGUGAGUAUCCACGAAGUUACUACAAGUGCACACAUCCAAAUUGUCCAGUCAAAAAGAAGGUUGAAAGAUCAUUGGAUGGGCAGAUUGCAGAAAUUGUCUACAAGGGUGAACACAACCAUUCAAAGCCUCAGCCUCCUAAACGAAACUCAUCAGGGACACAAGGGCUAGGAAUUGUAUCCGAUGUCAAUGAUCAGGACAUAAGUACCCCAUUAUGGAAUAAUCAUCUCAAUGAAAGAAAUGAAGGUUCUGAAGGUAGAGUUGAAGAUCAGAAUGAAACAGGAUUGCCUGUUCAUUCGACUUAUCAGGGAAAAGCUCCACCAUCCCAUGAUCUUGCUGGAACUGGAUCCAUUAACGCAGGCGUUGUAACUCCUGAAAACUCUUGUGGGCUUAGUGGGGAAUGUGAUGAAGGAAGCAAAAUGGAGGGAGAUGACGACGAGCCUAAAAUUAAAAGGAGGAAAAAUGAUAAUCAAUCAAAUGAAGCAGGCAUAUCAGGGGAAGGUGCACAAGCACAAGAGCCUUGCCCGGUGGUACAAAGUUCCACUGAAACUGAGAUCGUGGGUGAUGGUUUCCGCUGGAGAAAAUAUGGCCAGAAAGUUGUGAAGGGAAAUCCAUAUCCCAGAAGUUACUACCGUUGCACUGGUCUAAAAUGCAAUGUCCGUAAGUAUGUGGAGAGAGUAUCAGAUGAUCCUGGAGCUUUUAUUACAACAUAUGAGGGGAAGCAUAACCAUGAGAUGCCAGCGAGGGGCACAAAUUCAUCAUCAGAACCCAAUUUACAGGCUCCUAGCAGUAGAAGCAGGGCAUGAUCUCAUGAUGUUUGUUCUGAACAGAAAAGAGAGGCUUCGGAAACUAUAUCAUGAUGUUGCCGGACAUUUCUACAUCUUUGUCCUGUGAAAUCCAGUGGGAAGCUGGCAGGCAGGCACUUAUUGUUGAAGACCGUUUUGUGCUUGGUAAUUCAGAUUAUUUUCCUUCCGUCACCUAAUCUCUUAUUGCUUCCUCAGCUGUCUUUGGCUUUAUUAUUUAGGAGAACAGUUUUCUUUUAUGUCAAAUUAAUUUUUAAUUAAGCAUAACAAUGAAAUAAUGACUUACCUUGGAAUAAUUAGGAUAAUCAAUGUGUAAUAUGGAGGGGGUUCCAUUUCCUAUCAACUUUGAAUAAAUUUAGUAUUAUAAAGCUGUAAA
Molecule: messenger RNA, 2413 nt
Organism: Manihot esculenta (cassava)
Lineage: Eukaryota; Viridiplantae; Streptophyta; Magnoliopsida; Malpighiales; Euphorbiaceae
Product: WRKY transcription factor 44
Exons: 7
Coding region: 604-2040 (478 amino acids)
Biological process (GO): regulation of DNA-templated transcription
Molecular function (GO): sequence-specific DNA binding; DNA-binding transcription factor activity
Source: RefSeq, a predicted model, not a curated record